UUUCGUGUAUAUUAAUACGGUCGCGCAUGGUGCACGCUAUUAUUGGAAUCAAUGCCCGAUCUAUUUAUUCAUCGAAACUGUGAUACCGGAGAUCUCAAUUGAAAUUGAGUUACGCCGAUUUAGACGAAACAGCUUGAAAACAGGCUCUUUAAAAUUUUCACGCCGUGUAGAAAUCUUCGUUUUAUUCGAUUUGUUUUUUAUUCGUCGCGGUCUCGACUCGCCGCCACGUCUUGGCUCAACUGCCAAGUUUUUAAACCUGAUGGUGGUAAAUAAAGUCUUGACAGUUUAACGGUACAUAAAGCUUAUCUUCUACUAUAUGUUCAAGCUUGAAAUUAUACCAUACUUCAUUCUAUUCUUGAACGCUAAAACUUUUGAAUGAGUUUUCAUUUAUUUCUCUGAUAUUUUCUUUUUUCGUCUCGCCGCCCAAGUUUCCGGUAAGGUCUUCAUUGGCAUUGAUAUCGCACGGUUGACGUCUCGUUGUUGAAACCGAACCCAACGAAGGGGUAAGAAAUUAAAAAAAAUUAAGAGACGAGCGAAGUUCACGUAGCAAAAUUAACAACGAUCGCAACGAGUGGAUGACGAAGACGAAUUCUUGAGAUCGGCUUCUCUGCGGAUCGUACAUACUUAGUUUUCUACGAUGUUGAAUUCAGUUGUUACGUGCUAUGAGAUAAUCUGUGGGAUCAGAUUCGCAGAUUCGUUUCGGAGAAUAGCGGAGAUGUGAAGAUGUGAACUGUUAUUGGAGUGAGGGAUCCAUGAUCUUUGAUCUAAAAUGCUCACAUGUACGAUGUGUACGUGGCCUCAGGAGUCGCGUGAGUCAUGAAAUUUCUGAACCUCGUAUGUUCGAACUUAAACUCGGAUAGAAUUAUGAAUGACUUGCAAACGUGAAUGCGAUACGACGAUGGAAAUAAUCGUUGAUCAUGCGGCACGUGGUGUAGUGUGUGAUCAAAUUCAUAAUUAAAUGUUUCAAGUGGGUUAAUGACAAUAUCACGCCAUGUGUAAUAUACGAACGUAUCUUUAUACUUUUUACAAUGAGAGAACGUUCAUUGUCAGAACUGAUCGUGUUCGCGUUGCAUAGUAUUUUCGAGAGAGUUUUUUCUUCAUUUUGUUAGAAUAAUAAAUGCUCGAAAAUAAUUUAAUUAUUCUUAUUUUCCGACUGUGCAGAGAUCAUUCGUGACGAUAGUUGCUGCUGACGUAGAAUUGUCUGAACUCGGACGUCACGUUUGGUCAAGAAUCACGUUUUAACUAUGACAUUGAAAUGCGGGCAAUCGUUUAGAACAAAACCAAAGCAUCUAAAUCAUCAAUAGAUUGCAACGAAGUUAAGAAUAACGUUGGAGAGGAUGGUACAAGAUGCAGCCUAAAAGUGUUCUGGUUUCUUACAUAUUGAAUUCUACAAAAAACCCCUUCAGCAGUUCCGGUACCAUGAUUUCGAAGGAUUGGGUUCUGGCUCAUGGCACGUUGCUAGAGCCACUGGUAUCGCACAGUGAUGAAUUACGCUCUGUUACCGAUGAUUUGGGGGUGGGUAUUUUGACGAAGAACGAAUCAGAAAAAUCUUUGGUAUUUUCCGUCUCCUGGGAAGUCAAAGCUACCGACUUCAACGACCCGCCAUGCUGCGGGGCAAAGGUCUUUCCUAACGUGAACAAAAGUUCAAAGGAAGAUUCUUGUCAGAGAUCUGAAACUUUCAUGACGAAAAAAGCGCGAUUAGUUGCAGCGUGGAAAUGUCCAUUGCUCGUUGAAGCUUUCGAGGGUAUUCUUUCGUCAUGGCGGUUUUCCGAAUCACCGAGAGAUGACAAAGUGGCUGUAGCCGACAAGGACCUUUUUCCAUUAUUUCUACUCCUUAAAAUCGAAGAAAAUGGUGUCACAAAAUCGUCAAAUCUAGCAGAGCCCUUAGAAGUGCUUAAAAAUUUUGCCAAGUCUUUGGUUACAUCGCAAAGAGGACAACAAAUAGAAAUCGAAUCCACACCAUUUGGAAAUCCUGUGUUUAUGAACUCUGUGGCUAAUGGAGUUGUCAGCAACGUUCUGGGACCCGCAAAAUCUAUUCUUUUAACUGACGCUAACGCCGUUAUCGGUUGUGAAGGUGGGCCGAUUUUUGUCAGCUACAAAAGCGGGCAGAGAGCAGUUUGCGGCAUGGUACUCGCCCCGCUGAGUUGGUGUCGGGGUGAAUGGGUCGGCUAUACACUGGGGGUUAGUCUGCUUCCGUGUUUACAUCGAAUCUUGAAUACUCUCGACGAAAACAACAAUUUUCACACCCCACCAGCUUCUGAUCCAGAUAUAGUCGAACUCAUCGACAAAAGUGUCGUCGUCGUCAGAUGUGGGGCUGGUUGGGGCUCGGGCGUUCUGGUAGACAAGAAAACUGGAACAUUCUUGACCUGCUCACACGUCGUUCGUGAGGCACCUAACAGCAGGAUUACAAUACGCAAUUGCAAUUUUUCCGCACGAGGUGAAUUAGUCUACAAAACAGCUACGGACAAAUCAUAUGAUCUUGCAAUCGUUCGUGUAGAUCCUCAAGAAUUAUCAUCGAUGGAGAAUGUUUCCAUGCGCACGGCGAUUAUACGCAAAAAUAUUUUCAUUCAAGGAGACGAGGUCGUUUGUUCAGGAUUUCCGUUGAUUUCCUCGCGAGAGCAGCCCUUGAUACUACCGACUAUAACUCGAGGGAGAGUGUCUCGCGUAUCGGCCGGGAUGUUGCAGACGUCCUGUUGUAUUCAAAGCGGAAUUAGUGGAGGCCCGGUUAUUGCUUAUCCAACUGGUGCACUCCUGGGGAUCGUGGUUUGCAAUGCAACAUCUGCAGGUAGCAAAGCUCUUUUUCCACGUGUCAACAUGGCAGUUCCUGUCACGGUCUUCAGGGAUCCGAUAACGGAAUACCUUCGGACUCAAGAUACCUCCAAACCUCUGUCGUCUAACGAAGUUACCUCCUGCAUAUACUCGCCGAAUGAAACCGGUGUCGAAAUAAUGAAGUCACACCAUGCUGCAAAACCCGCUGCUUACCUUCCACGGAAAGCCGGUCUACGUCUGCUAGUUUUUAAUUUUUUAAUGAAUUAUAAUACAUGUAGAGUUAAUGAUUAGAAACGAUAAAAUACGUGGAGUAUUUAUCAGAAUAAUUGUGACAAUAUUCUACAUUGGAAGACGUACCUAUAAGAUGAAAUAUAUUGUAAAAUUUAAACAUGGCAAUGAUUAUGUUCGAGUGGAAGGAAAGUCGAAUAUUGUAUUUAUAUGUAUUCUACAUCGACUACUUCUCAAUAAAAAAAAAAGCCCUUA
Molecule: messenger RNA, 3252 nt
Organism: Athalia rosae (coleseed sawfly)
Lineage: Eukaryota; Metazoa; Arthropoda; Insecta; Hymenoptera; Athaliidae
Product: peroxisomal leader peptide-processing protease
Exons: 7
Coding region: 1348-3060 (570 amino acids)
Biological process (GO): regulation of fatty acid beta-oxidation; protein processing
Cellular component (GO): peroxisome
Molecular function (GO): serine-type endopeptidase activity
Source: RefSeq, a predicted model, not a curated record